Molecule: messenger RNA, 534 nt
Organism: Orussus abietinus
Lineage: Eukaryota; Metazoa; Arthropoda; Insecta; Hymenoptera; Orussidae
Product: larval cuticle protein A2B-like
Exons: 1
Coding region: 1-534 (177 amino acids)
Cellular component (GO): extracellular matrix
Source: RefSeq, a predicted model, not a curated record
AUGGCGUUGGCUGCAGCUGCACGCGCGGCCAUCCUGAGUCCCCCGGUGGCCUUGCCCGCAGUUACAGUGGGCAAAGACGGGGAGACGUUCGACCCCCACCCGCAGUACAGCUACGGAUACGACGUGCAGGACGCGUUAACCGGCGACUCGAAGACGCAGCACGAGACUCGAGACGGCGACCUGGUCAGGGGAACCUACUCCUUCGUCGAGGCUGACGGAACUCGCAGGGUCGUCGACUACACCGCGGAUUCGCUCAACGGAUUCAACGCCGUCGUUCGCAAAGAGCCCGUUCUGGUCGAUGCCGCGGUCGUUGCACCUGCACCCGUGGCCGCAGCUGCAACGGUGACGUCCGAGCACGCCGAGGUCAAGGUCGCCCACGCACCUGUCGCGGUCCACGGGCUGCAUUCGUGGGCGCCCCUACCUGCAGUUGCCCUUGCACAUGCACCCGUUGCCUUUGCCGGCCCGCUGGCUUUCGCCAGGACGCACUUCGGAUACGGACUCGUCAGGACCCCCUUCGGCCUGGCCUAUCACUAA